AUGCCAUCAACCCAUAAUCGUGAUAAACCAUGGGAUACCCCAGAUAUAGAUAAAUGGGCAUUAGAAGAAUUCAAACCAGAACAUAAUGCUUCAGGACUACAUUUUACAGAAGAAUCAUCAUUUAUGACAUUAUUUCCAAAAUAUAGAGAGCAAUAUCUUAGAAGUAUAUGGAGUGAUAUAACAAAAGCAUUAGAUAGACAUCAUAUAAAAUGUGAAUUAGAUUUAGUUGAAGGUUCAAUGUCUGUUAAAACCACCACCAAGACUUUUGAUCCUGCAAUGAUUAUCAAGGCAAGAGAUUUAAUAAAAUUAUUAGCAAGAUCAGUACCAUUCCCACAAGCUGUUAAAAUUUUACAAGAUGAUAUAGCUUGUGAUGUUAUAAAAAUUGGUAAUUUUGUUACAAAUAAAGAUAGAUUUAUAAAAAGAAGACAAAGAUUAGUUGGACCGAAUGGUAAUACAUUAAAAGCUUUGGAAUUAUUAACGAAUUGUUAUAUAUUAGUCCAAGGUAAUACAGUAAGUGCAAUGGGACCUUUUAAAGGUUUAAAAGAAGUAAGAAGAGUAGUUGAAGAUUGUAUGAAAAAUAUUCAUCCAAUAUAUUAUAUAAAAGAAUUAAUGAUAAAACAAGAAUUAAGUAAAAAUCCAGAUUUAGCAAAUGAGGAUUGGUCAAGAUUUUUACCAAGUUUCAAAAAGAGAAAUGUUGCAAGAAAGAAAACAUCCAAGAAAAUUGAGAAGAAAAUAUAUACUCCAUUCCCACCAGCUCAACAACCUCGUAAAAUUGAUUUACAAAUUGAAAGUGGUGAGUAUUUCCUUGGUAAGAGAGAGCGUGAAUUAAAGAAAAAACAAGAGAAACGUGCAUUACAGGAAGAGAAUAGUGAAUUAAGAAGAAAAGAAAGAGCUAAAGAUUAUAUAGCUCCAGAGGAGUAA
Molecule: messenger RNA, 921 nt
Organism: Lodderomyces jiufengensis
Lineage: Eukaryota; Fungi; Ascomycota; Pichiomycetes; Serinales; Debaryomycetaceae
Gene: KRR1
Product: ribosome biosynthesis protein
Exons: 1
Coding region: 1-921 (306 amino acids)
Cellular component (GO): nucleolus; small-subunit processome
Molecular function (GO): RNA binding
Source: RefSeq, a predicted model, not a curated record